UGUGGGUAAACAGUGCCACGAGCGUACGACAACACGACCCCCUUUAGAAUAAAUCAGCAAUAAACGCGUUUCAGCAGCGCAACGUUAAAAUGCGCGUUCGCGCUACACGCGCAGCGCAUGCGUGCGAAGCAAAGUGCAUCCCGUAUUGGGUUCUAAAAAUUGUGUCGUUUAUUUGAACGGCCCGUAAAAUGAAGCAAGGAGAAAGUGUUGAACAGCCUUCGACAACUCCCCUCCUUUCACCCGCUGCCUGCCCCCCUUCUUUCCCCCGCUCUGCUCUCUCCGCGGCGCUCGCUCCCUCCCCUCCCGCUCUGACUGUGAGAAUGCCCGUGUUGUACUGACAGAAACGAUACGGGCUUAGCAGACAUGGAGGCCCGAUCAACGAGAGAGGCCCGUUCCGACGCACCUGAGCUGUACUAACGCGGACCUAGAGAGACAUUUGGGAGACAUCGGAAUAUCACGGCAAUUUCGAGGAAUUAUCCAGGAGACCAUGCUGUUACGUACGAAGGGUGGAUUUUGAUCCCAAAUGAUGUGAGCGCCGUUCUGGACCGCUAUCAAGUUUGAAGGUGAGAGGGCUGGGCACUUAGGAAGCAACGAUAUUGUUUCAACACAGCUACAACAUCUGCUAUCCCCCUCUCCCCUUUCCCUCCGUUACAAUUCCAACCUGAUCUGCAUAGACUUACCAUACCUUUCUAUACCUGAGAACAUCCUCUCAAGCCCCCCUUGUUCCCAACAUCAUCAAUGGAUCAGAGGACGCAGGGGGGGUCCUCAACGCCACCCCCCCUUCCUGCCAAUGCCCCACCAGCGGAACGUAACAAGGAGGGAGUAGGAGGAAAGAGGGACGAUGAAGAGGAGAAAAAGAAACGAGAGAAACCAAGAGAUGGGGCGCAGGCUGAUCCUUGUGGACCUGAAAGUGGAACCGCUGACCCGCAACAGCAGCCCCCACAUUUCUCUGUCAAAGAAACCAGUUACUCUGAGGGCAACGUCAAACUCAAGAUAGGCCUGCAGGCCAAACGCAUGAAAAAGCCACCUAAGAUCCUAGAGAACUAUGUCUGUCGGCCAGCCUUCCGUGCCACUGUAAGGCAUAGUGGAGGUAGAGGCGGAGGGCGUGUUAGUCGUGGGGGUGGAGCCAGUGAUGGAAGCAGCCACACUGCUAGCCCAUCCCGUGGAAAGGAAGGAGAGAAAAGCCCCGCUGUGAGCCGAGGAGCACCUCUACCAUCUGGUGCACCUGCUACAUCCCCCUUACCUUCUCUUCCACCUCCUGUUUCCACCAGCCCAGUCACUCCUGUAAAUGGAAGUGUUCCAGCCAAAAAGGGUCCUCCAAAACUUGCCUGUAAGUCUGAAGGAAAGACUGAUGUAAAAUCUGUCACCUCUUCAGAGAGACCCCUUAACCUUCAUCGCCCAUUGAUGCAAAGCAAAUCGCACUCCUCUGGAAAGAAAAGCCACCUUCCACAAACCAACUCUGCCCCCGUCACAUCACCACCAACAACAUCCCCAACGGCUUCUGCAACGCAGGAACCCAAAACAGAUGGGAUCUUAAAAACUCAGUACAAUUAUGCUGAUGGACAGAAGGAGCAAGAAAGAGGAAUGCCAGCCUGGGGUGCCCCUACUGUCACUGAGAAACUUGCUCAGCUCAUUGCUACAUGCCCGCCUUCAAAGUGCCCUAAACCGAAAGCUCGGAAAGUGUCACCGGCUCCAACACAAAGUAGUUCGCCACCUUUGAUUUCUAAUCUUCAGCGCCCUGAACGGGCUAUGGCCAAUAGGAACACCUAUUCCAGGACAGUUCACCUUGCCCCGCCACCAGCUGUUUCACGCCCCCCAGGUCGACCAUAUGGGUCCAAAAACAGAGACAGUAUCCUAGAGAAAUUAUCUGGGACCUCUAAAAAAGGGGAAUCCGAUGGACUUUCAAAAGGGGUCACCAGUAGCAACAGCAGCAGCAGCACCACCACCACCACCACCACUAGUACUGCACUGUCUCAAAAUAGUCGAUUGACAACCACCACAAGUGAUAGCACUGACAACAGUACCAUCAAUGGAAUAAAGUCUCGUCUUGGGCAUUGCGCAUCUCAUUCUUCUUCAACUGCUUCUCUUUCUUCAACAACUUCCUCCUCCUCUUUGGAGAGGAUAGGAAACACGGGCUGUCUCGGUGGCUUGACAGGCUCCCUUGCUUCACGUCCUAGAGCAAGCCCCUCUCAAGCUGAAGAGUUUACUGAGAAAGAUAAAGAGCGUGACAGAGAUAAAAAUAUGGACAGUCCAAGAGAUUUAAGCAAGACCUCCACCCCUGCCAUGCCAGGGAAGCAGGAUGUUAAAGAAAGGUGUUCUCUCUCUGCUCCUCGUGGUGAGAGGGGUAAGAGUUCAAGCCCAGUCAAACGUAGUCCCAAUCAGGAAAGUCGCGUUAGUGGGGUGCCAAGUCCUGCUGAGUCCACCAAAUGCACUAUUUCACCUUCAAACACUUGUGGUGCCAGCACGAGUCCACCACCACCACUAUGUGAUGAUGCUGAUGAUGUAUCUCCUGCAUCACCAGCCGAACAGGAUUCUAAGCCCCUUAAAAAGCGACGAGGACGCCGACCCCGCUGGACUAAGGUGGUCAGUCGCACCCAGAGGCCACUACAAGAAGCUGCUUCUGACCAUCAAAAAUCCACCACACAUUUUUCUUCAGGGCUUGUCCCCUCAUCUCCCUUACGGCGACCUGUGGGACGGCCUCCCAAUGCAAAUCGAAUGCCCCCAGUAGUUUCACAACUUUUUGAAUCUUCACCCAAGAAAAGGGGACGACCUAAGUCUAAAAUGCCUCGUUUAGAUGCACCUUCACGUGGCCGUCCCACAAACAAACUGGCCCCAUCAAAAGUGUACUCAUUGCUUAAGUCUAAAGAGGAGCAGGAUCCCCCUGUUUUGCAUCCUGAAGUGGAUUUAAAUCCACCUAAACCCAUGCAAAGAAAACGAGGGAGACCCAAGCGUUUACCUCCAACCCUUCCACAAGAAACCCAACCACCAACACUUGCCCCUGAGUCAGGAGAUACUUCAGCAGGUGAUAAAACUUUUCAUAACAAAGGCAAUGGGCAGCUAAUAAUGAAGUCGAUCAUAGGCAAAAUCAAUAAAAUGAAGACCGUGAAACGGAAGAGGCUUCUUAGCCAAAUACUGCUUGGGUCAAGCUCAGGGACUACUGAGCAGGAUAGCUCCAAAAGCAGUGUAGUACCUGUGCCUGUGCCUACUACUACAACACAGUCUCUUUCAUCCCUUGCUGCUACGUUUGGUGGCAAAUUAGGACCUCAGAUUAAUGUUAGCAAAAAGGGAACAAUAUAUAUGGGUAAGAGGAGGGGUCGUAAACCAAAAGUGUCAGCUAAUCCCUUAACAAGUGGCCCUUCACCUCCUCCAGAAACUUUCUUGUCCCCAAACACUUCCUCCCCUCACCAUCUUCACCAGUCACAAGCCUUACAAAACCAACAACACCAGUUACAUUCAUCUGAGGUGUUCCCUUCCCCAUCACUUUCACAGUCAAGUGGGGGCCAGAGUCCUAUUAGUGAUGCUAGCUUUGUUGAGCCCAGUUCAGUGCACUUUUCUUCCCACACAAACUGCAGCCAUUCUCAUCAGGGCCACCAUUCAUUCACAUUUCCCCCACCUACUUUUUCAGCCCCCUCUGCUCGUACUAUAGCAAGCCCCACAUUAUCCACAGCACAUCCAUCUCAAAAGAAGGCAGCAUGUCGAGGUUAUCACCAUCAUCACCACCACUACCGACAGCACUUCCAUUAUCGAAAGUUUUCUCCUCCAAGGCCACUGUUGCCCACAUCCCCUGCUCCUCUGAGUGAGCUUAAAGAAGCCACACCCUCCCCCGUCAGUGAAUCACACAGUGAAGAGACAGUGCCCAGUGACAGCGGAAUUGGAACGGACAACAACAGCACCUCAGACCGUGGAGAAAAGGCUGGCAGUGCCAGUGGCUUAGCUGGUGUUGGAGUACCACAGGGUAUGGCAAGUGGGCUCUUAAUGCCUGGUGUCAUGGGUUCAGCCAUGGGAAUAGGAAUGGGACUUUCCUCCAGAGGCAGAAGGAGGCACUCCUCUUCAGUUCUUUUAGAUCGCCCUUCACCUACACCCUCCCCACUUGGAGCAAGAGCAUCACCUGACCCAAGAAGGCCACACCCAGCUACCCCCGCUUCUGCAAUGGCUGGACAUAAAGAGAAACACAAACAUAAGUGUAAGCGUCGUGGACAUGGCUGCCCUAGCUAUGACAAACUGAAAAGGCAAAAACGCAAACGUAAGAAGAAAUACCUGCAACUGCGUUCGCGACGACAAGACCCAGACUUUCUGGCUGAUUUAGAGGAGAUCUGUGUGCGGCUCAGUGAUAUUCGAAUUGCUCAUCGCACACCUGCACUUCGUUUAGGUAGCAGUUUGGGUCUGGGUGCAGGUGGAGGUGCAGGCCAAGGCCGUGGGUCUGGGUUAGGCAGUGCCAGAGCCAGUAGCACACUUGGGGGUGGAACAAAUCCCCCACCCCAUCACUAUUUGCAUAGAGACCUCUUGCCCACCAUUUUCAGAAUAAAUUUUAGUGGAUAUUAUUCACCUCACCCAGCAUACCCAUGUGAUUCACUUCAUUAUGUCCGUAAGCCUGACCUUAAAAAGAAAAGAGGGCGACCACCUAAGCUUAGAGAAUCUAUGUCAGAGGUACCUUUUGUACCUGGGUUAGGCUUUCCACUGUCAAGUGGUGGUUUCUAUCACCCCUCUUAUGGUGUCCCAUACUCUUCUGCUCCAUUGGGACUUGGCUACUAUCGUGGUUAUCCUCCAGCAAGUGCCCUUUACCCCCACCACCAGGCUCCACACUCUGCCCCAUCCCACCAUGUGCAUCCCCCUUCCUUUCCUCCACCUCCGCCCCCUUCUUAUGUCCAUCAUCAUCACCCAUCCCAUCUUCUUCUUAACCCCUCCAAAUUUCACAAGAAAAAACAUAAGCUGCUCAGGCAGGAGUAUUUAGGUGGGGGUCGUUCAUCAGUACUCUAUCCUGCCAUGUCGUCCGAGCUGUCAUUUGGCUGGCACCACAAACAUAAGCAUAGGCAUAAGCAUCGUGACCGCUGUGGAGAAGAGGAGGGUGAUGAUGGUGGUACUGUUGUUGGUAGUGGAGGAGGUAGAAGUGGAGGAAAUGAGGGCUUGGGGGCAGGAAGAGGGGAGCGAGGAAGUGUAGAGUCCCUUCAACGCUGUCGGUUUGGUAGAGAUGGUUCUGCUGAUUCCAGUGCUAACAAACAGACAGCAUCUGCUUCUGCCAACUCCCCUUCCUCUUCCUCCUCAUCUUCUGCAGAAAGGUACAAGCGAAAGGAGGCCUCUAUGUCUUGUCUUGGGCCUUCACGUCUGUCUUUGGCCAGUGGGACCCGGGGACAUCACCCUGUAGACUCCUGGUUUAGGAUGGGAAGUUCAGAUACUGAUUACUCCAAACUCUCUAGAAACCAGUCCCUUUCUGGUUCUGGUACGUUCUCUGAAGGACAUGCACAAAAUCCAGAGUGCUCAGAAAGCGAGGAGGAAGACCCCACUUCCCCUAUUGAGGAGGCAGAGACCAGCCACCACACCAACCUGUUUGCAUCUGCACUAAAUCGAAACUCCCUCAGGGGGAGUCAUGGAAAGAAAGGGGGAUCGUCAGAGAGUUCCAGCCUUUCACGAUUGGACCGGACUAUGAGAAGGGAUCGUUCCACAUCUGCAGAGAGGAGGGAGAUGGGAAAUGUAUCUGGCACACAAAACCGAAGCGGACAAUCAGGUGUCCCUGAGGGUGCCGAGUUUCCCCACCAUAGGCACCACCAUCACCACCAUCCUCCUCACUCUUCUUCUUGCCUUUCUCACUGCACUCUCGACCAGCCUGGUAGCGGGGGAGCUCUCCGCCCCUCCAGCUGCCAGGCUAGUCCCUCCCAGCCUUCAUGUUGCCUUGAUUCCUCUCCUUCCCACCACUCCCACAGGUUAGCCCCGCCCCCUCCAAAAAACAACCUGCAUCAUGUCAACAAGAUCCUCCGUGCUAAAAAGCUUCAGAGGCAGGCACGCACAGGAAACAACGUCGUGAAAAAACGGGGUCCAGGGCGUCCCCGUAAAUAUCCGUUGCCCUCGCCUCCCCCCUCACCACCGCCCCAAGCGACUGAACCAGAGAACCACCCGGUACACGACAGACACAGAGGUGGCAUGGCCUGGGAGGGGGACACUGUAGUCAACAUCAUUGAGUCAGUAGUGCAGAGUCAACGCAGAAAGGGACAAAAGCGAAAGCGAUGGGACAGGGAGUCCGAUGGAGGAGAGGAGGAAGAAGAGGAAGCAGAGGGGGAAAGAGAGGAGGAGGAAGAAGAGGAACAACGGCCAGCAGCUAGAGAAGAAGAAAUUACACCCAAACCUAGAACAGAAGGUCAGAGGGGAUGGUUGACACAGGAGGAAAUGCAUUGUUUUCGCAGUGCACUGGAGGGAAAACCAGAUGACCAAUCCACCCCAGAACGAACAGGUCCUACUUUACAGGAACAAGCCCCCAACACAUCAGUGACCAGCCAACGGGAAAAGAGACCAGCUAGACCACCAAAAAAGAAGUUUCAGAAGGCAGGACUGUACUCGGAUGUGUUCAAGACCGAUGAUCCUCGCAGUCAGCUGCUACAACUGAAGAAGGAGAAGUUGGAGUACACUCCAGGUGAACAUGAGUACGGUCUGCUUCCUGCUCCAAUUCAUGUUGGGAAAUACUUGAGACAGAAACGCAUCGAUUUCCAGCUGCCUUAUGACAUCUUGUGGCUUUGGAAACAUGAUCAGCUUUACAAGAGACCUGACGUUCCUCUGUACAAGAAGAUCAGAUCCAAUGUCUAUGUGGAUGUGAAGCCUCUUUCUGGUUAUGAAGCCACCACCUGUAACUGCAGAGCACCUGAAGACCACAUUGAGAAGGGCUGUCAGGAUGACUGUUUAAACAGGAUGAUAUUUGCCGAAUGUUCUCCGAGCACUUGUCCGUGUGGAGAACAGUGCGACAACCAGCACAUCCAGAAGCACGAGUGGGUGCAAUGCCUGGAGCGCUUCAGAGCCGAGGGCAAGGGUUGGGGCAUCCGAACCAAGGAGACCCUACGUGCCGGCCAGUUCAUCAUCGAAUACUUGGGAGAGGUGGUCAGCGAACAGGAGUUCAGGAGUCGCAUGAUGGAGCAGUACUUCUCUCACAGUGGCCACUACUGUCUGAAUUUGGAUAGCGGUAUGGUGAUCGACAGCUACCGCAUGGGCAACGAGGCUCGUUUUGUCAACCAUAGCUGCGAGCCCAACUGUGAGAUGCAGAAGUGGUCAGUGAAUGGAGUGUACCGUGUUGGUCUGUUUGCUCUGAAAGACAUCAGUAGUGGUACAGAACUGACUUAUGACUACAACUUCCACUCUUUCAACACAGAAGAACAGCAAGCCUGCAAGUGCGGCUCAGAGGGUUGCAGAGGCAUCAUUGGUGGCAAGAGCCAGCGAAUCAACGGGCUGCCUGGGAAAGGGGGUGGAGCUGGGGGCGGAGCCCGUAGGCUGGGAAGACUAAAAGAGAAACGCAAGUCCAAACACUCGCUGAAAAAACGGGAGGAAGAGUCCAGUGACAGCAGCAAGUUUUACCAGCACCUUUUAAUGAAGCCCAUGUCUAACAGAGAGAGGAACUUUGUGCUUAAACAUCGAGUGUUCCUGCUCCGAAACUGGGAGAAGAUGCGUGAGAAACAGGAGCUUCUGAAAAGAGAGGGAGAGCGAGACAGGGAAAAUAGCGGCCUGUCUCUUUACACACGCUGGGGAGGAGUCAUCCGUGAUGACGGCAACAUCAAAUCAGAUGUAUUUUUGACGCAGUUUUCAGCGCUGCAGACAUCGCGCUCCGUGCGCACACGCAGGCUCGCGGCAGCCGAGGAGAACACAGAAGUUACACGCACGGCGCGUCUGGCACACAUCUUCAAAGAGAUUUGUGACAUGAUCAUGAGCUACAAGGAUUCAACUGGUCAGACUCUUGCUGCUCCACUGCUUAACCUGCCUUCUAGAAAGAGGAACACGCAGUAUUAUGAGAAAGUCACUGAUCCGCUAGAUCUCAGUACUAUAGAGAAGCAGAUCCUCACCGGACACUACAAAACCGUAGAGGCCUUUGACGCAGACAUGCUCAAAGUGUUUCGCAAUGCAGAGAAAUAUUUUGGCCGGAAGUCGGCAACAGGUCGCGACGUGUGCCGGUUACGGAAGGCUUACUACGGUGCACGUCACGAGGCCGCCGUGCAGAUCGACGAGAUUGUGGGCGAGACUGCCAGCGAGGCCGACAGCUCCGAUUCUUUGGAGAGAGACCAAGCCCACCACGAAGGAAGCGGCAGUCAUGACAAAGACGAUGAUGUUAUCCGCUGCAUCUGUGGCAUGUACAAGGACGAGGGGCUCAUGAUCCAAUGCGAAAAGUGCAUGGUGUGGCAGCACUGUGAUUGUAUGCGUUUGGAGGCAGAGGUGGAGCAUUAUCUCUGUGAACAGUGUGACCCUCGCCCGGUGGACAGGGAGGUCCCGAUGGUGCCCCAGCCAAGCUACGCCCAAUCAGGAUCCAUCUAUUAUAUAUGCCUCCUCCGUGAUGACUUGCUGUUGCAUCAGGGUGACUGUGUGUAUCUCAUGAGAGACAGCAGACGAACACCAGAAGGCCAGCCGGUGCGGCAGUCGUACCGUCUCCUAUCUCACAUCAACAGAGACAAACUGGACAUCUUCCGUAUUGAGAAACUCUGGAAAAAUGAAAACGGUGAGAGGUUUGCCUUCGGUCAUCACUAUUUCCGUCCUCAUGAGACGCAUCACUCCCCUUCUCGCCGCUUCUAUCACAACGAGCUGUUCAGGGUGCCGCUCUAUGAGAUCAUACCGCUCGAGGCAGUGGUGGGGAUGUGCUGUGUGCUGGACCUGUAUACCUACUGCAAGGGUCGGCCGAAAGGUGUAAAGGAGCAGGAUGUUUACAUUUGUGACUACCGGCUGGAUAAAUCUGCACACCUGUUUUACAAGAUCCACCGUAACCGUUACCCAGUGUGCACCAAGCCCUACGCAUUCAACCACUUUCCCAAGAGACUCGCGCCUAAGAGAGACUUCUCACCUCAUUACGUGCCAGACAACUACAAGCGAAACGGCGGCCGCUCUGCCUGGAAAACCGAACGGCCAAAAGAUGCAUCCAACUGCGAUGAGGACCCCUCACCCAGCGCGUCAUGUGACCGCCUGUCCGUCGCCUUUUCAAGGGACGGAGACGAGGACAGAGACAGAGGAGGAGUGGAGGGAGACAUGGACACCAGACAGGAGGACACCAGCACCCCCAUCACGCAGCUGCCCGCCUCACAGGACGGAAGGGCCGGUGGGGAAACCGAAGAUCUGGAGGAAGAGGAAGACGGUGAGGAGAGGAGGGAGAUGGACGAGGGCUCCCAGGAGAGAGGAGGAGGGCGAGACAUGUUAGAUGCACCGUCCUCCUCUUCACUUUCGUCUUCACCUCUUCAUCCAUCCAUAUUGGGAAGAAGGGAAGCGCAGAGAGAUCGACUGAACAAGAUUCUGCUCGACUUGCUGCACCGAGCGCCAACCAAGAACGCGAUAGACGUCACGUAUCUUCUAGAGGAAGGCUCCGGACGUCGCCUUCGCAGACGGACGCUUGGAUUGAGCGAAUUUAUUUGCAGGAAGUAAUGCAGACGGCAUUUCUGCUAAGCACGCGUGCAGAACAGACGAAGAGGAUAAAGACGCGAAGGUGGGCAACACCUGAAAAGAGGGGAAACGGAAGAGGGAGGCGACAUCAAGGGCACAAAUUCUCUCCCGUUUAUAUUCAAGUCCUUCGGACCGGCCCUAGCCUCAUGCACUGAGGACACGCAUGUAAUUUGUCACCUUAAUGUGUACCGAAAGUACACUGAAAACACGCAAGUGUCAGACAUAGGAACAGUGAUGAAAUUGACAUUAACUUGUCGAAAGCUUGUCGACCCAACCAAAAGUUCCACUGAGGUCUACGUUUGUAAGGAAACGUCUGGUACUAUUUUCGGCCUUCGUGGGUCAGAUACAUUUCGGCUGCAAGUGGAAAAUGGGAGUCUGGCGCCCCCUUGUAAAGACUUGCGUGGAGGAAAUAGGAGCAGCGUAGGAGGUGCAGUGUGGCGCACACACACUGCCCGUAGACUGAGAAGAGAGUUAUGUCGACUAACUGCACUUUUAACAACACGGAAAUCUGCUCCAGGAGAUGUACGGAUAAGACACUAACACUUGCGCAGUAUUGAUCAAUGCUGUAUGAUAAAGCAAAACAAAUAAGUAUAUUACCUGCGUUUUUUGUUUUUACUGUAAUUACGUUAGGAAUGGAGCACGAUAGGGGCAUCCCUAUUUGUGAGCGGGAAUGUUACGCUUCUGUUAUCGUGGGCAUUGUGAUUGGUUAGAGUGGCUGCCAGCCCCGCCCUCUUUUUAAAAGUAUUUAAUUCACCAGCUCAAAGAAAAUCUAGCAGUGGAGGCACGCUGGCUUUAUAUAAUGCCUUAGAAUGCCAAUGGUCUUGAGCUCUUGUUUAUAUGGUAGUGUGUGAGAUUGUGUGUGUGUGUGUGUGUGUGCGUGCGUGCGCGCCCAUUCUGGUAAUAUAAAUACGAAAGAGGAAACAACUUAAGGGCUUGACAGCAGUUAAUAAACAGUUUAAGUCAUGAUCACAAGAACUUAUUGUAUCAUGUGAUGUCAUAUUGUUUGUGAGUGGCUUGUACGGGGUUGGGAAGGGGGGUUUGAUUUUAUUUUAUUUGUUUUGUUUUUUUAAGCCUUUCAGGUUGCCAUUGAGAAUGUUUAUAAAAUUGUAAUAAGAUUUUUGCCCUUAAUGCAUCAGCUAAGUAUUUCCACCUUCAAUGGACCCCUUAAAAAAAACAAACUGACAUUAAAAGAAAAUUAAUUUGUAUAGUGCCAAGCUAUGUAUAUAUACAGACGGGAAAAUGUGAGAGAUUUCUCCAUAAGCAAUAUCUUGAUAAUGGAUUUUGUGUAUUGUAUUGUACAGGAUUCAGCCCUAUAUGUAUUAUUAUUAUUAUUAUUAUUAUUGUUAUUAUUAUUAACAUUCUUAUGAUUAUUACACGAUUUGUAUUGACAGAACUGUCACGUAUAACUUUAGAAGCGGACGAGAAUGUGGCAGAUUAAUAAUUUCAAACGAAUUUCUGACUUUACCCAAACACAUGAAUUUUGCUCAUUUCAAAAGGGGAGGAUCGUCGUCUGAUGGACUUUGUCGAAAGGUGACCCCUGACCUGGCACCCGUCACUGUAAAAAUGAAUAUUAACAUUAUUAUAAUUAUUAUUAUUAUUAUUCCUUUGGAGGAGAAAAGGAUAUAAUGUUCCUCGUUUUUUUGCUGCAAAGUGUUGAACACUAAAAAAACAAACCAACAUAAAAAUGUAAAAUGAUAUUUUGGAACGUGACAGAAAAAAGAGGCUGUCAACCCGAUAUCAUGUUCUUAAUCUCCUUUUUAAUUAUUUUAAUUCUUUUAAAUGAGAAAAGAUUGUUCUUUCUUUGUGAUAGCGGUCAUACAUAUAAUGCUUGUAUUUCUUGUAUUUGUGUGUUUUUGUGUGAUUUGUUUAGUUAUUUUUAGACAAUCACAAAAUAAGAUGCAAGCAUUGUAUACGGACAGACUGGCAGGCAUUUUGUGAUGUUGUGUACAGUUUGUCAAAACUUCUUCCACUCUGGUUCAAAGUUUGUAAUUAUAAAGUCAUGAAAAUGCUGUUGGUUUUUACUUUUUUGUUUUAUAUUCUAUUUGUUUGUUUUUGUUUGUUUGUUUGUUUGUUUUUUAAUAAAAAGCACUACAUUAUUGUGAA
This is a messenger RNA of Misgurnus anguillicaudatus (oriental weatherfish), 11712 nucleotides long. RefSeq names its product ash1 (absent, small, or homeotic)-like (Drosophila) (gene ash1l). Gene Ontology annotation, molecular function: chromatin binding; histone H3K4 methyltransferase activity; protein binding. The record is from RefSeq and is a predicted model, not a curated record. Gene Ontology annotation, biological process: regulation of DNA-templated transcription. Gene Ontology annotation, cellular component: nucleoplasm; nucleus. Lineage: Eukaryota; Metazoa; Chordata; Actinopteri; Cypriniformes; Cobitidae.